AUGGCUCGCACGUUCCUCAUCUGCUUGGUGCUCGUCAUCCUCGUCGCACCAUCCGUUUUCGCCCGCAAACACCCCGGAGGCGGUGGCCAUCAUACCCGCAACGGCACGCGCACUGGAGGACACCACAAGGGCGGGCACCACAAGAGCGGUGGGGACAGCACGUCAGGCCUAACCAGCAGCAAGGGCGUCACGGCAGCCAAGGCCUGCAAAAAGUCGUCGCUGGGAUACAAGGCGUCAGUCGACCUCACCGGAAAAGGGCUGCUUUUCCACUGGACGGUCUCUGGCUCGACCCUCAACGCCGCGAUUGAAGCCAAGUCCACUAGCGGCGCCAACAAGGGCUACGUCUCCGUCGGCUUCUCUUCGAACGGGAAAAUGUACCCCGCGGACGCGGUUGUGGGCAUAAACGGAGGCUCCACUACAGCGUACAAACUGACCUCGUACAGCUCGUACACGCCCAGCAAGACUUUCUCGCAGACCAGCCUGCAAGCGACCUCCAGCAGCCUUGUCGUAAAAUUCUCUCGGCCGGCCAAGGGAGGUCUCGUGAACAUCAACCUAAGUGGCAAGAACAACGUCAUCUGGGCGUUCGGAAAGAACAAGAAGUUCGAGGCUCACACUCCGACCGACCGUGGUUCCAAGUCCGUGGACCUCUCAUGCGUCGCCUGA
Closterium sp. Yama58-4 is the source of this 663-nucleotide messenger RNA. NCBI's taxonomy places the organism in Eukaryota, Viridiplantae, Streptophyta, Zygnematophyceae, Desmidiales, Closteriaceae. The record is from the annotation of a GenBank genome assembly.